This is a messenger RNA of Nasonia vitripennis (jewel wasp), 1969 nucleotides long. RefSeq names its product cytosolic non-specific dipeptidase (gene Cndp2). Lineage: Eukaryota; Metazoa; Arthropoda; Insecta; Hymenoptera; Pteromalidae. Gene Ontology annotation, biological process: proteolysis. Gene Ontology annotation, molecular function: metallodipeptidase activity. The transcript has 5 exons. The coding region runs from base 318 to 1751 and encodes 477 amino acids. The record is from RefSeq and is a predicted model, not a curated record.
AAAAAAACAUUCAAUACUUUAUUUUCAAAAGUGCCGCAACGGCGGCAAUGAAUUGCAUUAUCGCAGGGGUCGGCUACUUGUGUUUGCGGCUAUACAAUUGAAAGUAUAUCAUUUAUUACACUGUAUGCCGCCGGUUUUGUACAAAACUUGUAUUGGAGGAAUGUGCCAGAUAAGAUAACUUUCAAGAGGAAGGUUCAACAAUUCCAAAGCGACACGCCUAUGCUCACUCGCCCGACAACUAUCGUCCGUGCAGUUGACCCACGCGAGAAGACUUUUUUUUAUUGCAUUCUGCGAGACGCCGUCAGUCGACAAUAAAUAUGGCACUCCCAUCAACGUUACAGAAGCUUUUCAAGCACAUCGAUAGCAACAAGACAAGGUACAUAGACAACCUGCGACAAGUAGUUGCAAUCAAAUCCGUGUCUGCUUGGCCAGAGAGUAGAGAUGAGAUCAUCAAGAUGAUGAAGUGGGCGGAAACCAAGUUCAAACAGCUUGGAGCUACCACUGAAUUGGCUGACCUUGGCACCCAGAAGUUGCCUAAUGGAAAGGAGAUCCCGCUGCCACCUGCUCUACUUGGAACUUUAGGCACCGACCCUAAGAAGAAGACUGUACUCAUCUAUGGACACUUGGAUGUUCAACCAGCUCUGAAGGAAGAUGGCUGGGACACUGAGCCUUUUGAGCUUGUUGAGAAGGAUGAGAAGCUGUAUGGCAGAGGAAGUACUGAUGAUAAAGGACCAGUUCUAUGUUGGCUACAUGCCCUUCAGGGAUACCAGGCCCUUGGAGAAGAUAUUCCUGUCAAUGUCAAGUUUGUGUUUGAAGGAAUGGAAGAAAGUGGAAGUGAAGGUCUUGAUGAACUUCUUUGGUCUCGCAAAGACUCAUUUCUAAAGGGAGUUGACUACGUUUGCAUAUCUGACAACUACUGGCUUGGAACUACCAAACCUUGCAUUACUUAUGGUCUCCGUGGAAUAUGCUACUUCCAUGUUCAAGUAUCUUGUGCAUCAAGAGAUUUGCACAGUGGAACCUUUGGUGGAACUGUCCAUGAAGCCAUGGCUGAUCUCAUUUAUCUGAUGAACACUCUGGUUGAUGUCAAUGGCAAAGUUUUAGUUGAUGGAAUCUAUGAUAGUGUUGCUAAAGUAACUGCAGAAGAGCUGAAAAUGUAUGACAACAUUGAGUUUGAUGUUAAUGAGUACAGAGACACCUGUGGAACCACAAGGUUGGCUCACAAUGAGGACAAGAAACAACUUCUGAUGCACCGCUGGAGGAACCCGACCCUCUCUCUUCACGGUAUUGAAGGAGCCUUCUACGAGCCUGGCGAGAAGACCGUAAUCCCUGGAACGGUGAUCGGCAAGUUCUCCUUGAGAAUAGUUCCGGAUAUGACUCCCGAAGAAGUCGAGAAGAAGGUCGUUGCGUACAUCCAGAAGCAAUGGCAAGCUCGUGGUAGCCCUAACAAGAUGAAGGUCUCCAUGUGCCAUGCCGGUCGACCUUGGUCAUCAAACCCAGACCAUCCUCAUUACGUCGCCGCGAGGAUAGCAACGAAAUACGUCUACAACGUAGAUCCCGACUGUACACGCGAGGGAGGUUCCAUCCCCGUAACUCUAACUUUCCAGGAAGUCACCGGCAAGAACGUAUUGCUCUUGCCAGUUGGCUGUGGAGACGACGGUGCUCAUUCGCAGAACGAAAAGUUGAACGUUCGCAAUUACAUCGAAGGAACGAAACUGCUUGGCGCCUACCUGUACGAAGUUUCUCAAAUUUAAAUGCUCAUUAUAACUUUUAUCCUGCACAAGAACGUUUUGUGAUAAAAAAAGAUCAUUACUAAUGUCAGGUACAAGCAUUUAUAACGUACUGAGUUUAUCUAUGUAUUAAGAAGUUUUAUGAAUUAUAUUAUAUCCCAUUUUCAAUAUAUAAAAAUUUAUAUUUUGUACUGAUUGUGUACAGAUUUUUUAUGAGAAAUAUAAAAUAAUUGAUUACAUAA